GCCGGAAGUGCCCGGCGCGCGCGGCGGCGGCGGCGGCGGUGAGGCUGCGCAGACCGUAGGCGCGCGGCAGGCAGAGGGAGGGAGCGAGGCUUCCCUGGCUGCGUCGGCUGUCGCGGGGCGUCCCGCAGGGCCGCCCCCAUGUUGCGCUUUCCGACCUGUUUCCCGUCCUUCCGGGUGGUGGGAGAGAAGCAGCUGCCGCAGGAGAUCAUUUUCCUGGUCUGGUCACCCAAGCGGGAUCUCAUUGCCUUGGCCAACACUGCGGGCGAGGUUUUACUUCAUCGACUUGCAAGUUUUCAUCGAGUUUGGAGUUUUCCACCGAAUGAAAAUACAGGAAAGGAAGUGACGUGUCUGGCUUGGAGACCAGAUGGCAAACUUUUGGCCUUUGCUCUUGCUGAUACCAAAAAAAUUGUUUUGUGUGAUGUGGAAAAACCUGAAAGCUUGCACUCCUUUUCUGUGGAAGCUCCAGUUUCUUGUAUGCAUUGGAUGGAAGUGACUGUGGAAAGCAGUGUUCUAACAUCCUUUUAUAAUGCCGAGGAUGAAUCAAAUCUUCUCUUACCUAAAUUACCUACAUUGCCAAAAAAUUAUAGCAACACCUCAAAAAUAUUUAGUGAAGAAAAUUCUGAUGAAAUUAUUAAGCUUUUGGGAGACGUCAGGCUUAAUAUUCUCGUCCUUGGAGGAGGCUCUGGAUUUAUUGAGCUUUAUGCUUAUGGAAUGUUCAAAAUUGCUCGAGUCACAGGGAUUGUUGGUACUUGUCUUGCAUUGUGUUUAUCAAGUGAUUUGAAAUCAUUAUCAGUGGUCACAGAGGUUUCUGCCACUGGUGCUUCAGAAGUUUCAUACUUUCAGCUUGAAACCAAUCUAUUGUACUCUUUCCUACCUGAAGUAACUCGAAUGGCCAGAAAGUUUACUCACAUUUCGGCUCUUUUACAGUAUAUAAAUUUAUCACUGACAUGUAUGUGUGAAGCAUGGGAAGAAAUACUAAUGCAGAUGGAUUCUCGUCUCACCAAGUUUGUGCAGGAAAAGAACACAACUACAUCAGUGCAAGAUGAGUUCAUGCACUUGCUGUUGUGGGGCAAAGCAAGUGCUGAGCUUCAGACCCUCUUAAUGAACCAGUUAACAGUGAAGGGCUUAAAAAAACUUGGCCAGUCUAUAGAGUCAUCGUAUUCCAGUAUACAAAAACUGGUUAUAAGUCACUUACAGAGUGGCUCAGAGUCUUUAUUAUACCAUUUGAGUGAACUGAAAGGAAUGGCUUCAUGGAAGCAAAAAUAUGAACCUCUUGGACUAGAUGCUGCAGGAAUUGAAGAUGCCAUUACGGCUGUGGGUUCUUUCAUACUCAAGGCAAAUGAACUUCUUCAAGUUAUAGAUAGUAGUAUGAAAAAUUUCAAAGCAUUUUUUCGGUGGCUCUAUGUGGCAAUGUUGAGAAUGACAGAAGACCAUGUGCUUCCCGAGCUGAAUAAGAUGACUCAAAAAGAUAUCACAUUUGUUGCUGAAUUUCUUACUGAACAUUUCAAUGAGGCUCCAGACCUUUAUAAUCGAAAAGGAAAAUACUUUAACGUUGAAAAAGUUGGUCAGUACUUAAAAGAUGAAGAUGAUGAUCUUGUGUCACCCCCUAACACAGAGGGAAACCAGUGGUAUGACUUCCUUCAAAACAGCAGCCACCUUAAAGAAAGUCCUUUGCUGUUUCCUUAUUAUCCUCGAAAAUCAUUGCAUUUUGUGAAAAGGCGGAUGGAGAACAUUAUUGAUCAGUGUUUGCAAAAGCCAGCAGAUGUAAUUGGAAAAUCGAUGAAUCAAGCAAUCUGUAUUCCAUUGUAUAGAGAUGCUAGAAGUGAGGAAUCUACACGUAGAUUGUUCAAAUUUCCUUUUCUGUGGAAUAAUAAAACUUUAAAUCUACACUAUCUUCUUUUUACUAUUUUAGAAGAUUCACUUUAUAAAAUGUGCAUCUUAAGGAGACAUACUGAUAUUUCCCAAUCUGUAAGUAAUGGACUAGUGGCUAUUAAAUUUGGGAGCUUCACAUAUGCCACAACCGAAAAAGUGAGAAGAAGCACCUACAGUUGUUUAGAUGCACAGUUUUAUGAUGAUGAAACUGUAACAGUAGUUCUUAAAGACACUGUAGGACGUGAAGGAAGAGAUCGACUCUUGGUCCAGUUGCCAUUGUCUUUAGUAUAUAACAGUGAAGAUUCUACAGAAUAUCAGUUCACUGGGACUUACUCUGCAAGGCUGGAUGAGCAGUGCAGUGCUAUUCCCACACGUACCAUGCAUUUUGAGAAGCAUUGGAGAUUACUGGAAAGUAUGAAAGCACAGUAUGUUGCUGGGAAUGGUUUUCGGAAAGUGUCCUGUGUGGUCUGAAGGAAGUGCUCGACCCGAUUUUACCUCGCUUAUCUUCUUCAACAUCACCACCAGCAUCACCUUCAUCCUGGUCUUUGUCCAACUGUCCACAGUCUUGUAAUCUCUUUGCCCUCUUUUAGGAGUGAAAAAAUUGUCUUUAAAAAUCACACUUUCCAAUGAGGAAUACAAUUUUCUAGCAAUCCAGAGACUCAUGUCUGCCAACCAGCGCAUCUUUUCUCUGUAGUAAAGUUAUACGAGAUGCCAACUUUUGAACUGUAAGUUGGCUGGUCCACCCACGCCAACCAGAAGGACAGACUCGCUUGGAGGCGAGCUGUGUGGGCCAGGCUCUGAGGGAGCUUCUGCUGUCACAUUUGAUUUCUGCAGAAGGAGAACACCAAGACUAUGGUGAGGGUCCGGCUUGAGAAAGAAUCUGUUUAUUUUUGGAGUUUCUGAUAAGGCCAAAAACAGGAAAGAGGAAAAACAAAAAAAAGAUUGAACGUUCAACAAAUCCAUUUCACUGAUACUAAUGUUACCAGCUUCUCUGGGAAAUGCCAACCUGGGCAGCUCUGAAGCAGUAAGAAAGCACCAGGCACACAUUCUCUCAACUGGAGGAGGAGAAGAAGGCAGAAGUCAUCCCAAGUUUCUCGUAGAGGGGAGAGGUUGACCCUGGGGUCAGCCGAGUCAACCCCCCUCCUCUCCUGGUGGUGCCCGUUCCCGCCUCUGCUCGGCCCCACCAUGGGACCCUGCUGGGAAGCUGGUGAGAUGCUGGGCUGGCGCCACUCCCUGUACUUUCUGGCCUGCCGCCUGGGCGGAAGUGCUUGGGGGUCAGGAGCAGCUCCAGAGAGUCCUGGAAAAUUAGGAACUUUACCUUUCCUUGUAUAUACUUGGGUAUUUUCAUGAGAAAUAAUUAGCGUGUAUUACUUUUGUAAUUUUAAGAGUAGUAUUAAGAAAAUCUAAACUCAAGAGA
This is a messenger RNA of Equus caballus (horse), 3289 nucleotides long. It is a transcript of the gene ANAPC4, whose product is annotated as anaphase promoting complex subunit 4. Gene Ontology annotation, cellular component: anaphase-promoting complex; nuclear periphery. Gene Ontology annotation, molecular function: protein binding. Gene Ontology annotation, biological process: anaphase-promoting complex-dependent catabolic process; protein K11-linked ubiquitination; regulation of mitotic metaphase/anaphase transition. The record is from RefSeq and is a predicted model, not a curated record. Lineage: Eukaryota; Metazoa; Chordata; Mammalia; Perissodactyla; Equidae.